This is a messenger RNA of Cornus florida, 886 nucleotides long. RefSeq names its product large ribosomal subunit protein uL5. Gene Ontology annotation, biological process: translation. The transcript has 5 exons. Gene Ontology annotation, cellular component: ribosome; cytosolic large ribosomal subunit. The record is from RefSeq and is a predicted model, not a curated record. Gene Ontology annotation, molecular function: structural constituent of ribosome; RNA binding. NCBI's taxonomy places the organism in Eukaryota, Viridiplantae, Streptophyta, Magnoliopsida, Cornales, Cornaceae. The coding region runs from base 111 to 659 and encodes 182 amino acids.
ACCUCAACACCAUCUCUCUCUCAUAUUAGGGUUCUAUUUCUCUCCGCCCUUCUAAUUUUUCUACCCACAGCAUCACACACUACCAGCUGCGACAUUAGCACCACAGAGCCAUGGCUUCAGAGAAGAAACUAUCGAACCCAAUGAGAGAGAUCAAAGUGCAGAAGUUAGUCCUCAACAUAUCCGUAGGCGAGAGCGGAGAUCGCCUUACUAGAGCCGCUAAGGUCUUGGAGCAACUCAGUGGCCAAGCCCCUGUUUUUUCCAAAGCAAGGUACACUGUGCGGUCCUUUGGGAUCAGGCGUAAUGAGAAGAUCGCAUGCUAUGUCACGGUCAGGGGUGACAAGGCCAUGCAACUUUUGGAAAGUGGGUUGAAGGUGAAGGAAUAUGAGCUGCUGAGGAGGAACUUCAGUGAUACUGGCUGUUUUGGGUUUGGUAUUCAGGAACACAUUGAUCUUGGAAUCAAGUACGAUCCUUCAACUGGCAUUUAUGGUAUGGAUUUCUAUGUUGUCCUGGAACGCCCAGGUUAUCGUGUUGGGCGUCGUCGUAGGUGCAAGUCUACUGUUGGAAUCCAGCAUAGGGUCACAAAGGAGGAUGCCAUGAAGUGGUUCCAAGUCAAAUAUGAGGGAGUGAUCCUGAACAAGUCCCAGAAUAUUGGGGGUUAGCUCCAAAGUAUCAUUAGACCUUUUUUGUGUUGUAUGCGGACAAAAAUCUUAAGGACGCUUGGAAGUUCAUAGUUUUGGAACAUGUCUUUUGUUUCUUUUAUAGACCAGGAUAUGUCUACUUACCAAAUUUUCUAAAUGAGGGUUCUCAUUCUCACCUCUUCUUUGUGGUUUACUUGGCGGCCAGUUAAUUUUUAUUGGUUUUUAAUUAUCCAAUUGUUUGUUGUUUA